Molecule: messenger RNA, 1662 nt
Organism: Ceratina calcarata
Lineage: Eukaryota; Metazoa; Arthropoda; Insecta; Hymenoptera; Apidae
Gene: Nsun5
Product: Nop2/Sun-like domain containing protein 5
Exons: 6
Coding region: 20-1378 (452 amino acids)
Biological process (GO): rRNA base methylation
Cellular component (GO): nucleolus
Molecular function (GO): RNA methyltransferase activity
Source: RefSeq, a predicted model, not a curated record
UAGCUUUCAAUGUGUUAAAAUGUCUAAGAAAUUCGUACAUUCCGUCAAAGUUCCGAGACUUUACAAGACUGCUACGAAAAUCGUUCGGGAGGUUCGUGAGAAUAGUGGCAGUCUUAAAUCGUUGAUUUAUCAACAGAAUCAUCCUAACGUCUCCGCGAUAUAUUCUUUGUGCAUCAAUACUUUGAAAAGGGAAGAGCAAAUAGAACAGCUGAUAAAGAAAACUGAUUUACUGGUGAACGAACCGCGUUUCGAUCCGUGGCUAGCGAAAGUCCUGAUAACAGAGUUGCUCUGGGGCAAAAAGGAUUUGAAAGGCAAAGCGAAACCUAUCACAACUAUACUAUGUUAUAAAGAAAAGUUGAAGGCUGCGUUGAAAGACACCGACGAUACUGCGCCUUCUCGAUCGCUCGACGUAUCAGUGAAGAAACCAAGAUACGUUCGUAUUAACACUAUAGUAGUGCCAUUAGAAAAGGGGAUAUCUUAUUUCCAAGCCGAAGGCUGGUCUCUCGUUCCAAGAUGUUCGAGUUAUGUAGAACAUUUAAAUGUCGUAAAAACUCUAGAGAAACCAAAUUUCAUACAAGACUUCCACGUCCCGGAAUUACUUGUUUUCCCACAUAAGACAACUUUCUUUGAUCAUCCUGGAUAUCAAAACGGAGAAAUUAUUUUACAAGACAAGGCAAGUUGUCUUCCAUCGAAAUUGUUGAAUCCGCCACCCGGAUCUGUGGUGCUCGACAUGUGCGCAGCUCCUGGAAUGAAAACAACUCACUUAGCUGCACUAAUGGAAAACACUGGAAAAAUUUACGCGACGGAGAUCAACGAUCGGCGAUUUGAGAGUUUAUGCUCGCAGGUGAACAAGACGGGAGCGACUUGCGUUAAAACUAUAAAAAAAGACGCGUUAGAACUAGAGCCAGACGAGUGUCCCGACGUCGAAUAUAUUCUAGUCGAUCCAACGUGUUCUGGUUCAGGUAUGCACGACAGGGAGGUGAUACAUGGUAAAGAGAAAUGCAAUCCUGCACGAUUGAGGCAAUUGCGAGCGUUCCAAGUUUUCCUGCUACGCCACGGUUUAUUGAAUUUCUGCAAAGCGAAGAGGGUCGUCUACAGCACUUGUUCCAUCAAUCCCGAAGAAAAUGAAAAAGUGAUAGAUGAAAUUCUAAUGAAUGUGCAGAAUGCAUACAAACUUGUACCUAUCAAGGAAUUAUUAGAACAAGAAUGGCUGAACUUCAGCUCGAGGAAGUACAAUUGCUCGAACACGUGCCUUUAUGCGAAAUUUGAAUCUGAUCUCUGUAACGGCUUCUUCGUUGCAGUAUUCGAACGAGACUUUGACGUACCCCUGCCGGAAUACAAACGCAAAGAACGUGGUAAGCCGUACGAUGCCACGUAACGAAUUGUGAAAGAGACGUAUAAGUUACGAAUAUUAACAUGAAAAAAUUAAUGAUUCGAUAAAAAAUAUCGAAGCUAAUGAUUCUUCUGAUAAUGAGGAUAGCGAAGUUAUAAUUAAGAAAAAUAUCGUAUAGUAACGUCGAUUUUCUGGUUCGUUUAAAGUAUAAAAAAAAAUGGCAAGAACCAUACAGGAAGAUAGUCUAGCAUGAUCAUGUUCUUUUUUGAUAUUGAAGAAAUAAUAAAUGUAUAUUGACGAAUCGAAGAAUAAAUAAUGUUUCUUUCCCU